Molecule: messenger RNA, 2824 nt
Organism: Cuscuta epithymum
Lineage: Eukaryota; Viridiplantae; Streptophyta; Magnoliopsida; Solanales; Convolvulaceae
Source: the annotation of a GenBank genome assembly
CCUCUGCAGCGGUUCAUGGAAUGCUUGUCACACCGAGCAAGGCUGAACUGCUGAAGCUCAAAUUGAUGGAGAUAGAGUCUAUGGAGGAUAUGAAUCACAGAAAAUAACUUUAUGCCUCCCGCCAAUCGCCUUCUCAUUCUUCUUCCCUCUCCAGUCGAGCAGCAGAUGGCCGCCAUUCAUACAGCAUCAAUUAACAGUCCACGGCCCCGACUAAAGCCCGAACUAACUCAAUUCGAGCUCCUCGACCAGAUUUGUCGACUGUUAAUUCUCCGGCGCUAUAACGCCUUGGACAGCCUCAAAAUUGAUUUUUCCAACUCCCUCGUUGAGGCCGUUCUCCGGAAACUCAAGUUCAACCCGAAAGCUUCCCAUCAUUUCUUUAAACUAGCCUCGAAGCAACAGUAUUACAGACCCCAUUUGAGAGCUUAUUUCAUAAUCGUUCACAUAUUGUCUAAAGCUCGAAUGUUUGAGGAGACACGAUUUCUCUUGGAUGAGCUUGUGGAACUCUCCAGUCCAAAUGAACCGACGUCGCUUGUUUGGAAUGGGUUGGUUAGAGUUCAUAAAGAACUCAAAUUUUCUCGGACAGUUUUUGAUAUGAUUCUUAAAGUUUAUGCGAAGAAGGGGUUAAUUAAGAAUGCAUUAUAUGUGUUCGAUAAUAUGCCCAUGAGUGGCUGUAUGCCGAGCUUACUCUCAUGUAAUAGUUUGUUGAGUUGUUUGGUGCGAAAACGUGAAUAUCAUACUGCAUUGUGUGUUUAUGAUCAGAUUAUUAGAAUGGGAAUUUCUCCGGACAUAUACACUUGCACAACAAUAGUAAAUGCCUACUGUAAGGAUGGUAAAGUUGAAAGAGCUGAGGACUUUAUUCAUAAAAUGGAUGCAAUGGGCUUAGAUGCAAAUAGAGCGACUUACCAUUGUUUGAUCAAUGGGUAUGUUGAGAAGGGUGAUUCAAAGGGAGCUGAAAGAGCUUUGAGAUUAAUGAUUGAAAGAGGAAUAUCCAAGAACAUUUUGACAUAUACGUUGCUAAUCAAGGGACAUUGCAGACAGGGGAAUAUGGAGGAAGCAGAGAAAGUAUUCCGAGGAAUGGAGGUUCCAGAAAAUGAUGCAGUAGUUGUGGAUGAGCAGGUCUAUGGUGUAUUAAUAAAUGGGUUUUGUCAAAUUGGGAGACUAGAUGAAGCCCUCAGGCUUCGUGAUGAGAUGAUAAACUUAGGCUUCAAAAUAAACAUAUUUAUUUGCAACUCUUUUAUAAAUGGUUAUUGCAAAUUCAGUGAACUUCAUAAAGCAAAAGACAUAAUAAGGACUAUGAACGGAUGGGAUGUGAGACUAGAUUCUUACAGCUAUAAUACCUUAUUAGAUGGGUAUUGCAGGGCUGGUUUGAAAAGUGAAGCAUUGAACCUAUGUGAUGAAAUGAUUCAAGUUGGUAUUGAACCAACACAUGUAACCUACAAUACUCUCUUGAACGGUUUUUGUCAAUCUGGUGCUAUCAGUGAAGCUUUGGAUCUCUGGCAUAUGAUGCGUGAAAGAGGUAUUUCAUUUGAUGAGGUUAGUUGUGGUACUCUUUUUGUUGGGCUUAUUAAGGCCAAUGAGUUUGAAACAGCUACAGUGUUGUAUAAACACAUUAUGGCUAGAGGGUUUAAUAAAAACACAGUUCUUUUCAAUACAAUUGUUCAAGGACUGUGUAGGAUGGGGAAAAUGAUUGAAGCAGAGCAGCUUCUUGACAAAAUGAAGGAGCUUGGUUGUUCACUUGAUGGAAUUACUUAUAGAGCCUUAAUUGAAGGUUACUGUAAAGAUGGGCAGACCGAAAGGGCUUUAAGAGUAAAGGGAGUCAUGGAACAGCAAGGAAGCCUCCCUUCCAUUGAAAUGUACAAUUCUCUGGUUACUGGAUGUUUUUUGGUUAGGAAGUUGAAUAAAGUUGAAGAUCUUAUCAAUGAAAUGCAUACAAGGGGAAUACUGCCCAACGUUGUUACGUACGGUGCCCUUAUUAGUGGAUGGGUUAAGGAAGGGAAGAUUGACAAAGCUUUUAAUUCAUAUUGUGGGAUGAUAAGUAAGGGGCUGAUUCCGAAUGAGAUCAUAUUCAGCACAAUUAUUAGUGGCUUAUAUAGGCAUGGCAUGGCUAAUGAUGCAUUCAUGCUGAUGCAAAGAGUAUUGAGCAUUGAUAAUAGUCUGAAACUUAAAUGUCUUGACGACGUUUCAACUCCUCACUUCAGAUCAUUAGAUGUUCAAAAAAUUGCAAAUUCCAUUGAUGAGGGGUCAAAAUAUACUGUCAUGCCCAAUACCAUUCUAUAUAAUGUUGCAGUGGUAGGGUUAUGCAAAAUUGGUCGUAUAAGUGAUGCAAGAGAAAUGAUUGGUGCUUUGAUAGAAAAAGGCUUUGUACCAGAUGAGUUUACAUAUUGUACCUUGAUACAUGGUGUUUCAUUAGCUGGUAAUGUUGAUGAGGCUUUUGCAUUACGGGACGAAAUGCUUAAAAAGGAUCUUGUUCCUAACAUUGCGAUAUAUAAUGCUCUCAUCAAUGGACUUUGUAAAACUGGGCAUGUUGAUAGAGCAUUGAAGCUUUUUCAUAAGCUUCGCUCAAAAGGCAUAACUCCCAAUGUUAUCACCUAUAAUACUUUGAUUGAGGUGCACUGCAGAAAUGGUAAUACUAGGGAAGCCCUUGGAUUGAAAGGCAGAAUGUUAAAAGAGGGGAUUGCCCCUUCGGUUAUUACUUAUUCUUCUUUGAUUAAUGCUCUGCGUAUACAAGGUAAUGCAAAUGAAGCAACAAAAUAUUUAGAUGAAAAGCUAAGGGCAAGUGUAGACUUCGACCUUGUGACAUAGAGCAAAUACAGCUAUUAGGUAU